CAUCUAUCUAUCUAUCUAUCUAUCUAUCUAUCUAUCUAUCUAUCUAUCUGCGAUUUGGUGAGGUUGGAUAUGCAGAAAUGGUUUUACUCCAAGCAUAUUGACAAUACAAAGACAAAAAAAAAGGUAACCGGUCAUGGAUCAAUCUGCAAAAGGAUGUGUGUCAGUCACUUUGCAUGUUUCUUGCAUGUCUCUCGAGUGAUCAGAAAACCCACGACAGCCGCGCGUCUAUUUCAUUUCCCUGAAUUUAUGAUUAUUAUUUCAUAUUCUUGAUUAUUUUUCCCCGAAUUUGCAGUAUUUUGAUGUGACUUCUGUGGUAUUUACUGCUGAUGUUUGUUCAAUAAAGCAUUACAUAAAAAAAAAAACACAACGGCGCGUCCAUCUUGGAGAGGCGCCAUCGAUUGGGGCGUUCACGGUCCGUUAGGCUUUUGGAUUAAAAAAAAAAGUCGUGGCAUCAUGUCAGAAAUAGAAUCAUCUUUAUUCGCCCAGGAUGUAGGUCCACAUACAAGAAAUUUGUCUCCAGUAGUAUCGGUAAUAUAGCUACACUACUAUGGCAAUAAAAAGCAACGACGAAGUCAUACUUCACCUUUCAAAGUCAGCAAAUAGAAAACAAAUGACAUGGAGGAAAAGAGGCGCCUCACGUUUUACUUUGAAAGAACGGCGGAAGUGUUCUAGUCAUUUUCGCUUGACCACUCAUCAGUCGUCCUCCGCGCAUCCGUAGGGCGAAACGAUGGAGACCGCAAAUACAGCACUUUGAACGAUUCCAUUUUUUGAUCGACCGGUCGUCAGAAACAUGAUGAAUACAGCAAAGUGUGUUUGUAUGCGCGUGCGGGUACGUUCGUGUGUCACCAGCAUGUUGGCCAGGAAGGGCUUGGUGCCAGACGGCUUCCUAUUGACCCGGCUGGCAGAAGAGCGCAACCAUCCCAACCGGAAGCGCUCCAGGUGCCAGCGGGCGCGCUUCAUCACCAAGACGGGCUCUUGCAACGUGGCGCACAAGAACAUCAGGGAGCAGGGUCGCUUCCUCCAGGACGUGUUCACCACCAUGGUGGACCUGAAGUGGCAGCACUCGCUCCUGAUCUUCACCUCGGCCUUCCUGUGCUCGUGGAUGUUGUUCGCCAUGGUCUGGUGGUUGCUGGCCUUCGCCCACGGGGAUCUCCAGCCCCGGCAACACAGCGCGGAGACGCCCGAGAUGCCGACGAUUCCUUGCGUUACCGCCAUCAACUCCUUCGCAUCCGCCUUCCUCUUUUCCAUCGAAGUCCAGGUGACCAUCGGCUUCGGCGGGCGCAUGGUGACGGAAGAGUGCCCAGCGGCCAUCGUGGUUCUGAUCGUGCAGAACAUCCUGGGCCUGAUCAUCAACGCGGUGAUGCUGGGCUGCAUCUUCAUGAAGACGGCGCAGGCCAACCGGCGGGCCGAGACGCUCAUCUUCUCCCGCAACGCCGUGGUGGCCCCCCGCAACGGGCGGCCCACCUUCAUGUUCAGGGUGGGCGACCUCCGCAAGAGCAUGAUCAUCUCGGCCACCGUGCAGCUCCAGGUGAUCCGUCGCACCGUGACGUCGGAGGGCGAAGUGAUCCCGGUGAGCCAGCUGGACAUCCAAGUGGAGAACCCGCUGAGGAGCAACGGCAUCUUCCUGGUGUCGCCGCUCAUCGUCAGCCACACGCUGGAGAGAGGAAGUCCGCUCUACGACCUGUCGGCUCACUCGCUGGCCGCCGCUGACCUUGAGGUCAUCGUCAUCCUGGAAGGUGUGGUGGAGACGACGGGCAUCAGCAUGCAGGCCAGGACGUCGUACACGCCCGACGAGAUUCUGUGGGGCCGCCGCUUCGUGUCCAUCGUGAGCGAGGAGGACGGCCGCUACUGCGUCGACUACUCCAAGUUCGGCAACACGCUUCCCGUGCGCAUGUCGGCGCUGAGCGCCAAAGAGCUGGAGCAGACGCGCGGGAUCCGGGAGGAUGGCGCAGAUGCCGACGGGCGGCCGCAGGGCUGGGGGCUGGUCCGGGCGGGGAGGGGCGGCUUCCGGCGUGGGGGGCGGGCCUGCGAGGGCGCCGCCUCCCGACCCUGGUACGACCCCGCCCGGGAGGAGGCGGAGCCCAGUUCCGGCCAGGAGCCCGUGCCACUCGAGGUCAUCGGCCGCCGGACGGGUGAAUGAGCCGCUUUCUGUUUGGGGCGCCGACACCAGGAGUUGUUCGCUGAGACAUGGGUGGACUUUUUGGAUUUGUGUGUGUGUGUGUGUGUGUGUGUGUGUGUGUGUGUGUGU
Hippocampus comes (tiger tail seahorse) is the source of this 2248-nucleotide messenger RNA. RefSeq names its product potassium inwardly rectifying channel subfamily J member 11, like (gene kcnj11l). The record is from RefSeq and is a predicted model, not a curated record. NCBI's taxonomy places the organism in Eukaryota, Metazoa, Chordata, Actinopteri, Syngnathiformes, Syngnathidae. Gene Ontology annotation, cellular component: plasma membrane. The coding region runs from base 791 to 2140 and encodes 449 amino acids. Gene Ontology annotation, biological process: regulation of monoatomic ion transmembrane transport; potassium ion import across plasma membrane. The transcript is spliced from 6 exons. Gene Ontology annotation, molecular function: inward rectifier potassium channel activity.